Molecule: messenger RNA, 837 nt
Organism: Cladophialophora carrionii CBS 160.54
Lineage: Eukaryota; Fungi; Ascomycota; Eurotiomycetes; Chaetothyriales; Herpotrichiellaceae
Exons: 1
Coding region: 1-837 (278 amino acids)
Source: RefSeq, a predicted model, not a curated record
AUGGCCCCAACGACUGACGACCAGAACCCUCCAUCCGACAAGAAGGUGGCGGGCCAUCAGCGAGAGCUCAGUCCGUCCAAGGAGGCGGCACAAGAGAAAGCAGUCCACCAGCGCGUCAAACGGCACUUGACAGGCCAGAUCCGAGUCAAUCUUCUCGCCGAAACCGAGCUCCUGAUCCUCACUUUUUGUACCGGUAUCCAAGAUGCCACAACGUUCCCCGACUACCACUGCUUCGCCUCCAAUCAGACAGGAAACACAGUCAUGCUGGCAAUGGCGGUGCUGUUGCCCGAGGUGACCGGCGAACUGUUUGUGACACAAAACAUCGGGGUCGCCCUGGGAUUCUUUCUUGCUGCAGGGUGGGUGACGGGUCAAGUGGGACAUAUAAUAGGGCCACGGUCGCGUCUUUGGAUCGUCUUCUGCAACCUCGUCCAGUCGAUACUUGUCUUCAUCGCCGCUGCCAUUCAGUACGUAUACGGGGUCGAUCUGGAAAGCGGAAGGACUAUGAUUGUCAUCGGACUGCUGGCGUUCGCAGCCGGUAGCCAGGUCGUCCUCUCCAGAGCUCUGGCCAUCACUGAGAUCAGUACAGCCAUGGCAACAGCGGCUUGGGUAGAUCUAUUGGUCGAUCCCAACCUCUUCGCUGCGAAGAAUCGACCUCGAAAUCGCCGAGUCAGCUUCCUCGCCGCCAUUGUAGCGGGAGCCUUCUUCGGCGCAGGCAUCUAUCGGAGUGCGGGCUCGGCAACGGCGGUCUUGCUCUCGGGUGUCGGCAAGCUCAUCGUCGCUCUGAUGUUCUUGUUCAACAAGGCAGAGAAACUACCAGAGGUAGAAACCACGGUGUGA